CAUGCAUCAGCACCAAAUUAGCAGAACCGAAAGUAAAAGUUUAAAAAGCUUGGGCCAGUUUCACUAGACUGGUGAAGCUUGUAGAUCGCUGUCUCAACAACAAUGUCUGCUGCCAUUCCUUACAGCCACACGGAAUAUAACCACUGGCAGGGAACUCCAGGCCAGUCUGCCACAGUGAGUUGGAAGCGUUAUGAGUGGCAGCUGUCAGAUGGCCACCGAUAUCUGCGCAUUGACAACGACCAUGUGAUCGAGGCCCACUACUGCCAACCAGGAGCGAAAGGGAUCACCAUCAACACAGCCAGCCAUGGGAAGGUGUCCAUUGACUUUGACAGGUUACAGACUCAGAGUGCUGCUGUCAGGGUGCACAGGCUCACCUUCCUACCUCAGGGCCAGGCGGAGGACAUCGGCUGGUACUUCAGAGACGACAAGAUUUGGAGGGAAUAUGGAUCCCAGGGCACCAGCAGCUCCGUCUCUUCUGUCAGCAGUACAGACAUAGAGCAUCAGUUCACUCUAAACCCUCAGGGGGCCUUCAGCUUCACUGUGGGCUCCAUAUCCUACAUCCUGGAUUUUUCCACCAUGACUCAAACAAACCACCACACGGGCGUGCACAGGAAUGUCCGGAGACGUCCAAAAUUCAUUUCCACGGCUUCCCAUACAGGGAGCCUCUUGUCAGCUUCAGUGCUUCCCACAGCUUCCUCCUCACAGCUCCCUGCCACCAGCUACAAGUGGGAGUUCAUGGGAGAGGAGGGGAUGUGGUCAGAAUAUCAAGCUCAUAUAUGUGCGUAUGACAGCGCUGCCAUUGAGAGGCAGUAUCAGCAGAACCCACAGGGCCAGCUGCACUUCAGGAUCAACAGAUUCUCAUACACCCUGAAUUUCUCAACAAUGCAGCAAGUCAACAACAGCAUCGGGACCCCAAGAGCAGUGAGGAGGACCGCUGUCGACGGGAGUCAGCAGAAUAGCAGCCUCUUGUCAGCUUCAGUGCUUCCCACAGCUUCCUCCUCACAGCUCCCUGCCACCAGCUACAAGUGGGAGUUCAUGGGAGAGGAGGGGAUGUGGUCAGAAUAUCAAGCUCAUAUAUGUGCGUAUGACAGCGCUGCCAUUGAGAGGCAGUAUCAGCAGAACCCACAGGGCCAGCUGCACUUCAGGAUCAACAGAUUCUCAUACACCCUGAAUUUUUCAACAAUGCAGCAAGUCAACAACAGCAUCGGGACCCCAAGAGCAGUGAGGAGGACCGCUGUCGACGGGAGUCAGCAGAAUAGCAGCGUUGGUGCACAGCCACAAUGGCAGUUCCUAGACGUCAGUGGAAUAUGGAACAAUUAUUUCAAGGGACAUGACGGAUGCAGCAUUUCCAGUCAGGACAUCGAGAUCCAGUAUCAGCAAAACCCACUCGGCACCAUGACAUUUACUACCGUGAACUUUAACUACGAGCUGGACUUUUCAGCCAUGACUCAGAGGAACCUGUCCACAAACACCACCAGAUCAGUUCGGCGGAUCUAGCCGUGACUGAGACGACAGGUGCCGAGGUCGGGAGUGAACUUGGUGUUGGUCCUGUGAGUCAGUAAAGCCUCUUACCUCACUGCCUGCUCCAGUUCCUCUCCCUAGGCGAAACCAGAGUGGUUCAACCACAUUUCUAACAUGCAAACACAUGCAGUCAAAGUAAUUUAAAUAUGGGACAUUGACUGUAAGAGGGAUACUGAAUAUUGUUUGUGUUAAUUUUUGGAUUGAUUGGUUUUCUCUGUUUUACUCAAAACAUCUGGUACUGUUUUUUUUGCAACGAAACUGUUACAUAUGAAAUCAGAUUUUACUAGUUAAUUACAGAAAGCUAAAGACAAAGGUAAUCUUUGUAUUUAAUGUAAUACUGCCUAUUUGUUGUGCAAGUGGCCACCAGCCAUGAGGUAUUUCCUCAACUUCUUCUUUGCUACUGCAUAUAACUGGUUUAUAAUGCGUUGAAAGUGCACUUUUUUAUUCUCCAAUAAAGCAUGAUGUUCUAG
Myripristis murdjan (pinecone soldierfish) is the source of this 1991-nucleotide messenger RNA. RefSeq lists its product as uncharacterized. The record is from RefSeq and is a predicted model, not a curated record. Bases 103 to 1497 code for a protein of 464 amino acids. NCBI's taxonomy places the organism in Eukaryota, Metazoa, Chordata, Actinopteri, Holocentriformes, Holocentridae. Gene Ontology annotation, cellular component: nucleus. Gene Ontology annotation, molecular function: NAD+ poly-ADP-ribosyltransferase activity; zinc ion binding. The transcript is spliced from 16 exons.